AUGGAUUGCACAUAUAAAACCAACUGCUAUCGGCUUCCUCUUCUUGAAAUUGUGGGAGUGACAUUAACUGAAAUGACAUUCUCUGUAGCUUUUGCAUACUUACAGUAUGAGAGGGUCGAUAACUAUGCGUGGGUGUUAGCCACAUUACGUGAUGUCAUGGAUGGGUUUGUUGUGCCAACAGUUAUUGUUACUGACAGAGAGCUAGCCUUGAUGAAUGCCAUACAGAAGAUAUUCCCGAGUGCCAGACAUUUAUUAUGUCGUUGGCAUAUCAGUAAGAAUGUGUUGACGAAAUGCAAGAAAAUGUUUGAGACACAGCAAAAAUGGGAGAAGUUCAACCAUGAGUGGAACUCUGUAGUGUAUUCAUCUUCUGAAAUUCAAUACGAGGAGCGUCUUAAAUCAUUACUUAAGGAAUUCAGUAGUUAUCCUGAUGCAGUCAAAUAUGUCAUGGAUACUUGGUUGGUUCCUUAUAAGGACAAAUUUGUGGCGGCAUGGACAGACACGUGUAUGUAUUGUGGCAAUGUUACAACGAACCGGGCUGAGAGUGCACAUGCAGAACUUAAAAGACAAUUGGGUUCAUGUCAAGUCUCAUUUCAGGCAUCAUUUGAGAAAAUACACAGUCUGCUUGAGUUGCAACACACUGAUAUCAAGGCUUCAUUUGAGAAAAGUCUAACUGUUGUGCAACAUCAAUUUAAACCUUCUCAAUUCAGGGAGCUACGGGGGAAUGUGUCUAUCUCUGCAUUGGAGUAUUUGCUUGUCGAGAGUAAGAGAGCCAAUUCCAUUGGUAUUGAUGUUGAAGCUUGUGGAUGCGUCCUUCGCCACACUCAUGGUUUACCUUGCGCCCAUGAGAUUGCUGACUACAUCAGACAAGAUCGUCCUAUACCACUUGCUACCAUACACUCACAGUGGAGGCAACUUCAAAUCUCCAUAUGUAAGAAAGAAGAGGAAACGGAGGUGACUUGUCAUGCAGAAGUAGAGUUGUUUGUGAACAAAUUUAAUGAAAGUGAUAGAACCAUGCGGUUGGAGCUUUUGAAGAAGUUGAAAGAGAUUGUAUAUCCGGGAAGCACUUUUCUUGUUGAGCCGGAGGUGAAGCCCAAAACACGUCCUCGGGAUCAUAAGAAGAUCAAUGUUUCUACCUGUCGUGACCCGUGUGCAUUUGAGUUAGUGCAAUCUGGACAUGAUUCCUUCUCACCUAGGGACACUGAAAUCACUACAUUAGCUUCUACUCUGAAAACCAAGAAGAUGCGACCUAUUAAGGGAAAGGAGAAGGUGAAUCCGAAAGGGAAGGCAUGCAUUACUAGAACAGUGAAACCUGGUGCAUAUGUUGAUGCUUUCCCUGUUGGGUUGAAACCAUACAUUAAGUUUAUCAAGGAUGUAGUUGCAGAUGGGAAUUGUGGUUUCAGGGCUAUAGCUGCUUCAAUUGGUCAUACAGAAGAUGAUUGGGCUCAAGUUAGGCGUGACCUAUUGGGUGAGCUGCACACACACAAAGAGGAAUACAUUACACUUUAUGGGUCCUAUGAAAGGUUUGAAGAAUUGACAAGCAUAUUGUCAUACUUUGAAGACAGUCCUGGAUAUUCACAUUGGAUGACAAUGCCAGACAUGGGGCAUCUUGUUGCAUCGUGCUACAAUCUUGUGUUAUACCACUUGUCUUUACAUCAAUGUCUCACCUUUUUACCUCUUAGAACAGUGCCAAUACCUCAACUUGAUAGACGUGAGAUUGCCAUUGGGUUUGUCAACGGAAAUCAUUUCGUCCAGCCAGGCCAUCCAGUUCCUCCUAUUGCCACUAAUUGGAGAAAAUAUCGUCACCCUUGCGCUGUUGACUGGAAUGAUGCAUAUGUGCGUCGCAUUCAACAUUUCAAGGACAUUAUUCAUGAUAAUGUAGCUACUCGAGAGACUUUUGAUGUUGUUGAUGUCGUAUGA
This is a messenger RNA of Camellia sinensis, 1917 nucleotides long. The record is from RefSeq and is a predicted model, not a curated record. Lineage: Eukaryota; Viridiplantae; Streptophyta; Magnoliopsida; Ericales; Theaceae.